Messenger RNA from Varanus komodoensis (Komodo dragon), 2068 nucleotides. It is a transcript of the gene RAPGEFL1, whose product is annotated as Rap guanine nucleotide exchange factor like 1. Bases 1 to 1905 code for a protein of 634 amino acids. Gene Ontology annotation, cellular component: plasma membrane. Gene Ontology annotation, molecular function: guanyl-nucleotide exchange factor activity. The record is from RefSeq and is a predicted model, not a curated record. The transcript has 15 exons. Lineage: Eukaryota; Metazoa; Chordata; Lepidosauria; Squamata; Varanidae. Gene Ontology annotation, biological process: positive regulation of GTPase activity; Ras protein signal transduction.
AUGAAGCCUUUGGAGAAAUUUCUGAAGAAGCAAGGCUCUCACUUGGCUGCCCGGGCUGGCCCUGGGACCGGAGGGCAGCUACCCCGCCGGCAAAGCGUCUCCAAGAUCCUGCUGCCCGGAUUCCUCAAAGAGCCAUCCGAAGAUCUGCCUGAAGGCGGCAUGGAAACCUCUGGCGACGGCCACUGGCUGGAGCUGCGGCCCCCCGAUUCUGCUCUGCGCUCCCCAACGUCCUUCUCGUCCGAAGAGCUGUCCCCGGGGGGUGGCGGCAGUGGCGAGACCCAGCUUAGCCCCGACUCGGUGCCCACCUGCUGCUGGGCACCGCUGGCGGAACCCGAGAGCCCCGAUCGGUUGCUGGGCAGGCUGCUGGAGAGGCUAGGAGGGGACCCGACAGCUCCCCAUGGGCAUGGCUGUGGUUCAGACCUGCUCCUAGAUGACAUUGUCCUCACCCACUCGUUGUUCCUGCCCACGGAGCAGUUCCUGCAUCAGCUGCACCAGCACUUCAUGACCGCAUCGACAAUCCCAUCACCGCCAUGUUGGAAGGAAGGAGAGGCCAUGCACCGGAAGCGAGCAGUCUUGGUUAUUUUGCUGCACUUCCUUGAAACCUACAAGGGGAUACUGCAGGAGGAAGAGAAAGCAGGCAAAGUCAUCAAGGAUCUGUAUCUGCUGAUCAUGAAGGACUCAUCCCUAUACCACAAACUGGAAGAUGAAAUUUUGAAGCUACACCAGCUUGUGGAGACAGUUGAGCUCAAGGUGACUGAAGAAAGCCAUCCACCCAGCAAACAAGUCAAACCCCUGUUCAGGCAUUUUCGGCGCAUAGAUUCAUGUCUCCAGACGCGGGUUGCUUUCCGUGGGUCAGAUGAAAUCUUCUGCCGUGUCUACAUGCCCGACCACUCCUAUGUCACCAUCCGCAGCCGCCUUUCGGCUUCUGUGCAGGACAUCCUCACCUCAGUGACUGAGAAGCUCCAGUAUUCUGAUGAACAGCCCACACGAGAGGAGGCACUCAUCCUGGUGGCAGUAGCAUCAUCAGGCGAAAAAUCUGUGCUACAGCCCAAUGAAGAGUGUGUUUUCACUACUCUGGGGAUAAAUAGCCACCUCUUUGCCUGCACUAAGGAUACUUUUCCUUCUCUGGUCCCUCUUCCAGAUGAAAUCCAGGUUUCCCCAGGUGAUACAGAGAUCCACCGGGUUGAAGCUGAGGAUGUGGCCAAUCACCUCACAGCCUUCCAUUGGGAAUUGUUUCGCUGUGUCCAUGAGCUAGAGUUUGUGGACUACGUGUUCCACGGAGAACGUGGCCGGCGGGAAACAGCCAACCUGGAGUUACUGCUGCAGCGUUGUAGUGAAGUUCAGCACUGGGUGGCCACGGAGGUGCUGCUCUGUGAGUCACUGGGGAAGCGGGCCCACCUUCUCAAGAAGUUCAUCAAGGUUGCAGCCGUAUGUAAACAGAACCAGGAUAUGUUAACAUUCUAUGCUGUGGUUAUAGGGCUGAACAACGCACCUGUCAGCCGUUUGCGUCUCACCUGGGAGAAGCUUCCAGGAAAAUUUAAGAACCUGUUUCGGAAAUUCGAGAACCUAACUGAUCCCUGCAGGAACCAUAAAAGCUACAGAGAAAUCCUGUCUAGGAUGAAGCCCCCUAUUAUUCCCUUUGUGCCUCUCAUCCUAAAAGAUCUGACAUUUUUGCAUGAAGCUAGCAAAACCUUGGUGGAUGGAUUGGUCAAUGUAGAGAAACUGCACUCAGUAGCAGAGAAAGUUCGGACAAUCAGGAAGUGCCGGAGCAGGCCCCUCUGCCUGGAAAUGGAGUCAUCUCCCCAGCAGCUGCAGACGAAAGCUUAUGUCCGGCAGUUUCAAGUUAUUGACAAUCAGAACCUACUCUUUGAGCUUUCCCACAAGCUGGAGUCAAACAGCCAAUGAGACCACUGUCCACAGAUGGCUAUCACUGGCAAAGAAUGUUUACUCUGCGUGAUACUCGAGCACUUUUGGAUGUAAAGGCGUUCGUCUGGGGGUUUGUCCUGAUUGGAAAGGAUGACAUGGGAUCACUAAAUGGCAGGGAUGGCCCAAGACAUUUUAGUGCUGA